Phanerochaete carnosa HHB-10118-sp is the source of this 5800-nucleotide messenger RNA. RefSeq lists its product as uncharacterized. Gene Ontology annotation, molecular function: protein binding. The record is from RefSeq and is a predicted model, not a curated record. The coding region runs from base 70 to 4515 and encodes 1481 amino acids. The transcript is spliced from 7 exons. Gene Ontology annotation, biological process: cell surface receptor signaling pathway. NCBI's taxonomy places the organism in Eukaryota, Fungi, Basidiomycota, Agaricomycetes, Polyporales, Phanerochaetaceae.
CGAGGUUGUCCCACGUCCUCAACCUCAGACGACGACGACGACGACGACGCACCCGUGAGCAGACACAGAAUGAGCUCGAACACCCGCAAUGCAAGAUCGGAGACCUCAAAUGAGAACCUUCACACACUCCUUGACGGCGUGGUCAUUACCUUGAAUAUUGCCAAGGACGCGACUGCGGCAUUUCCGCCCCUCCAGUCCGCGGUCGGAGGAGUUGUCGGAAUCAUCGGUGUCGUGAAGAAAAUGGGAGCAAAUAUCGGCCAGGUCAAGCUCCUCGAGCAAUAUGCCAGUCAGCUGUCCACCACUCUGCAAAACCCUAUCUUCAAGAAUCAGGAGGCGUGCCCGGAAGAUUUGCGCCGGCGUAUUGAUAUCCUCGAGAGGCAGCUGAAUGAGACGACGAAGGAGAUCCGCAAGUUGGCCUCCCGCUCCAAACUCAGGCGAUUGUUCAGGUCAGAUACGCACGCUGGGAUCAUAGACGAACACACCACGAAGAUCUCUCGGGCCUUCGAGGUGUUCCUGAUCGGGGGGAUAAUGAACGUCGAGGUUGGUGUGAACGAGAUAUUGAGCCGCCUCGACAAAGUCGACAUACGGCCCCCCGAUAAGAGUCAAGCAUUCGCUGGCCAUAGUAUCCCGCGCUACGCCGUUGCUGCCCGUUUUGACCACCCUAGCCAACGCGCUACCUGCGAGGGACGAACACGAUCGGAGACUCUGAACACCAUCUACUACUGGUUCCUCCCGAACCAGGCUGGAGGACGGAUACCCGAGGACAUUCUGCAGCCACCGAGGGUAGACGCGCGACUAUUCUUGCUUACCGGGCAGGCCGGAUCGGGCAAGUUGACCAUCGCACAGACCGUGGCGGCAUGGUGCUCAGAGCUCGGGUACCUUGGCGCGAGCUUCUUCUGUUCUAGGGACAACCAAGAAUGCAGUGAUAUUCAAAUGAUAUUCCCUACAAUUGCCUACCAGCUUGGUCUGCGUGACCGCAGAUUCCCGGAGAAGAUUGCAGAGGUCAUGAGGCAGGACCCCGACAUCCAGACAUCUCUUGUCUCCCGCCAGCUCAAGCGUUUGAUUGUUGACCCCCUGCGAGAGCUGCCGACAUUCCCAGAUUGUGCAGUUGUCAUCGACGCACUAGACGAGUGUAAGGACGCUGAGACGACGUCUCUCAUUGUCCGGGCGCUGUCAGACCAUGUCUCUGGCCUGGCUCCCUUGAAGAUUUUCCUGACCAGCCGCCCCGUCCUGAACAUUACUUAUGGCUUCCAUUCAACCGGCCUACUCAACGCGACGCAGCACAUCAUUCUCCAUGAGGUGCCGCCAGACACCACCGAGCGCGACAUUGAGAUCUUCCUGCAGAAGAAGAUGACCGACGUCCGGGAGAGAUACGGCUUGGACAGGUCUUGGCCUACAGCAGAAUGGGUGGUGCGACUAGUCAAGCUUUCGAACAGAGUGUUCAUAUAUGCCGCUACUGCUAUACACUUCAUCGAGGACGCCAAUGCCAGCAACCCAGAUGGUCGUCUUCGAUCACUGCUCGAGGGCCAAGGAGAGUCAUCCACAAGUGUAGCAAUGCCCUUCUACCAGCUGGACAAGCUGUACCUCCAAGUUCUGAAAAGUGCAUAUCCGGAUAUCACCCAAGAACUCAAAUUGCGGUUGAAGAUCAUUCUCGGCACACUCGUCCUCAUCCGUGAUCGCCUGUCGCCGAAUGCUAUCGAUAUGCUCAUGCACCUCAAACGUGGAACGACUCGGACUACACUGACUCACCUUCAGUCGGUCGUCAUGGUUCCCGAUGACAAUAACGCCGUGAUCAGCCUUAUCCACCCUUCAUUCCAUGACUUCCUUACUGACGGAAAUCGAUGCCGCGACCCCGAUCUGUUGGUCAAUCUUUCAAUCCAACAUGGACUCAUUGCACAGCGGUGCCUCGAAAUCAUGAUCGGCGGGCUGCGGAUGGACAUUUGCAAGAUCGGGCGAAGUGUACUGAACUCGGAGGUGCCUGGGCUUCCGGAGCUUGUGGCGGAGCACAUCCCCCCGGCCCCGGAGUAUGCCUGUAGUUACUGGACACACCAUGCCUUCCAUGGUGAAGUCGACAACAAGCUGCUUGGCUUGCUCAUCAAGUUUAGCGAGAGUCACUUGCCGAACUGGCUGGAAGUAAUGAGCCUCCUUGGCGGCUCGAAGUUAAGCAGUGCGGUCUCAGCAUUGCAGAUGCUCCACAAGAGAUUGCUUGGCUUAUCCCUCCCACACUCUGACCUCACCGCAUUGUUGUAUGAUUGCCUACGAGCCACACAGCAAUCAUUCCCAGGCCUCAGUAUUUCAUGUCUCCAAGCACACUCUGGCCUCAUCCCUUUCUGUCCCACAUCUAGCAAACUCAGGGAGUACUACACUGUGCAAGGAAUUGGACAUCCAAAGGUGCUCAGUGGACUCCAGCAGCAUUGGGAUCCAUGCAUCCUCACUAUCGAAGGCCAUUUAACAUUCUCAGUGAAUGCUGUGUGUUUCUCAUCUGAUGGCCGGCACAUUGCCUCUGCAGGCUCUGACAAGACAGUCAAGUUAUGGGAUGCUGCCACAGGCUCCCAUCUUCACACCCUAGAAGGACAUGAGGACACGGUCCAAUGUGUGGCAUUCUCACCCAAUGACCAACAUAUUGCUUCGGGCUCUGAUGACAAGACUAUCAUUAUUUGGGAUGCCGCUAUCGGCCAACACCUCCACACUCUGACAGGUCACACCAAUAUUGUCACGGCUGUAGACUUCUCUCUGGGCGGGGACGUUGCAGUUCUCGCCUCUGGCUCCCAUGACCACUCGACACGGAUCUGGGACCUCAACAACAACAUCGGCUUGUCGAGGACCCUGUCUCCCACACACACAUCUUAUGUCAAAAGUGUCAGGUUCUCCCGAUCUGGAUCACUGCUGGUUUCGUGCAGCCUGGACGGUGCAUGCAAAGUCUGGAGAUCAGGUGCUUGGACAUGCGUCGCACAAUUCAACCAUCCUGAACACACCGCCAUACUUUCCCUUGUCAUCUCGCCCGAUGAAGCUAUCUUUGCUUCGGGACAAGGACACCCAGCCAAGGACAUUCUUUUACAUUCUACUGCUGACGGCCGCUGCUUCUGCACACUCCAAGGCCACACAUCCGACGUGUGGUCUCUCGACUUCUCUCCCGACAGCACUACCCUUGCCUCCGGCUCAGAAGACCGUACCAUCAUUCUGUGGGAUGUGGCCAGUGGUUCCACCCUCCGCACUUUGAAAGGGCACUCCAGCCAGGUGUACAGCCUCAGAUACUCCCCCGAUGGCCAGCGGAUAGCCAGCUGUGGCUAUGACCAUAGCAUCCGAAUCUGGGACCUGUCUCUGUUGUCGACCGAGAGGGUGCGCGAGUCCGCGAGGAAGAAGCUGAAGGAGAGAUUGACCCGGGGCCAUGGGUCGGGGAUGCACAGGAGUGCUGGCGCCGAGCCUCAACAUUUGUCGAAUGUACGCUCUGCGACGUUCUCACCUGACGGACGGAUCCUUGCCACCGGGUCGCGAGACACUACGAUUCGUCUAUGGGAUACUGCGAGCGGCGCUCAGUUGCGAGUACUCGAAGGUCAUCAAGGCGUUGUCUCGUACCUAUCAUUCUCCCCCGACGAAAAGACGCUACUCUCGUCAGAAUACGAGCCCUACUACUCGUCCGAGGUGGCUCUCCGUUUAUGGGAUGUAAAGAGCGGUCGAUGUGAGCAGACGUUCACUGGGCAUGAGCGGAACGUGGUCCAGGCGAAGUUCUUUCCCGACGGGAAGCGAGUGAUCUCGUGUUCGGACGAUGGCAGCAUCCGCGCUUGGGAGGUCGGCCAGUCGAGGACGCGCAGCGUGGAAUCGCGCGUCGUCUACCAAGACCGAAGCCUCAGUAUAUACUCCGUCGCUGUCUCUCCUGAUGCCAGCCUGGUGGCGUUUGGCUGCUGGAGUGACGAACCGGAUGACCAUACACUUGGGCUAGUCAGCCUGACGACGCCACAAGCGGUCCGCUUGGUGCGGUAUGAGCGUGCGCACGGCGCGCCCACAGCACUCGCAUUUUCCAAGGACGGCAGUCGUCUCCUGGUUGCCUCCAGUGGCGGUACAGUGAAGCCUACCGUUACUCUUUGGGGCAUCCAUGCAGGGAGUCGAGCCAGCCCGGCGGCCGUUGACACCACAUUGGAAGCGACCUUCCUGGAUUGCUAUGACGGUGAGGACUGGGCGGAGAAUAUCGCGUUUUCAUCUACUGAGACGUCUUUCGUCACGGACGCCACCAUGGGUGUCAUCUCGCCCCAGCACCGGCCCCGCUCAGCCUCGCAGGAUGACAGUUUGGACCCUGCAGAGUACGCAUUCUGCCUAGCCGAUAACUGGCUGUGGUAUGUAUCUGCUACCGAGAGGCGCAGGCUAUGCUGGGUCCCGGCCGCCUUCCGACUUGUGCGGCAGCUCGAUAUCGCUUACCGAGGAUCCAUUGCGGUGUAUCGUGAUGUUGUAGCCUUUGGUACGGAAAGUGGUCGAGUUGUCAUCUUGGACAUGACUCCUUGCUUGCCUCGCACUUGCUGAGGGAUAAUAGGACAUGUAUUUGGCUAUGGGCAUAUGAUCAUUUUCAAUAUGGACCAAGCUUGCGUCUCGCGUUACGUUCAGUAGCACACACAGGAAUACGACAUGUAUGUAUAGUUUACACCCAGAUGCAUGAGCGACUCCAAGAACGGGACAACCAUAUGAGCAGACCGGGAAACACAGAAGAGCAGAGUCAUCCAAUAAGCGUCCUCGGUCAGAUAGCGAGCUCGACAGCCCGUCCUCCCAACUUCAGACCGGAAGCUUGCGCUCAUGAAGGAGGCACUCGUCAUCGUGCUCUGCGACGAUGGCGCCGAGCCGAGCCCCUCCACCAAUUUGUCAGAGAAUUGUUGAUGCAGUGUCUGAGCGUCGAGCGGCACGGGGGAGGCAACGGCGGCAGCGGCGAGCGCUUCGAAGUUGAGGGACAAGCGCAGCACCGGAGGCGCCACUCGCAGCAUCUUGUACUUCGUCUAAACGUCCGCUCCUAUUGAGAUAGUGCUUGUGCACGAUAGAUCAUUGUGCGAAGGCAUAGGCAAUGCGCGAAACGGUGGCUGGAAAUGUUUGUGGCGAAUGUUGGGUGCAGAUGCAGGUGCCGUUCGGGGGUGAGCGACGGGGACAAGACGUCGAUGAUUUCGAUGUACAUCGUCACGAAGAGACUUAUCUUGCCGUUCAGCUCGUCCGUCCACCAGCCAUCGAGGUCCCCGAUAAGUUCCUCGGCCUGAUCUCUAGCCUUGACGCUCAACUCGCCCUGCGACACGGCCAGGGAUUGGUGCAGCACAAGUGCGACCAUCAUCGUUGGUAGGCGGAUCGAGCCCGAUGGCAGCAGUGCCAAGAUAGUACCAGCGACGCAUCCGGGGCAGGGUUAGCCUUCGUUGGGGACGAGCGGGAGGACGUGGUUCGGUGCCAUGCCUUCCGCGUGCAUCGACGGGCUUGUCUUUCUCCCUGCAGAUUUCGCUUCACGCCCAGCCUUUGAAUUACGCGUUUGUCCGUCUCCCGCCCUAUCCUCGUCUUUGCUCGUCCCAACGCUUGCGGCACUGAUGGCUCGUUUCCAUUCGUCGCGAAUGCCGGGCGUAGGCCUUGAGCGGCGAUUGAUCGGAUGUCCGAGUGGUCUUGUGCGAGGAAGGCACUACUCGCGUCGGUCGACACGGCAGUAGCACGAGGACGAUACCGGUGGUGAAGACGGCGAUGACAUUACAACCGUCAUCCACGCGUGCUCGUUCGUCAGGACAGAGAGAGCUUGUGAGACGCUCAACAGCCAGGUCAAGGCAUGUGAGACCGUGGUCUUAUCUGC